Messenger RNA from Cyclopterus lumpus (lumpfish), 3442 nucleotides. Its product is annotated as KIAA2013 ortholog. Lineage: Eukaryota; Metazoa; Chordata; Actinopteri; Perciformes; Cyclopteridae. The record is from RefSeq and is a predicted model, not a curated record. The transcript is spliced from 5 exons. The coding region runs from base 309 to 2180 and encodes 623 amino acids.
UUCCGGUCGCUAUUAUGUAGUUUUGCUUUACGGCAGUUGUGACCAACCUGAAGUCUCCCUGCUGGCUGCAGUUAUUUGUAAAGUCAGGUGAUGUUUUCAACCUGAAGGCAAACAAGAAGCGAAAUGACCGGAGAGAGGUCGCAGCAGCGGAAGGAUACGACGAGAAGCACGAUGCGACAAACAAGAGCACACUGCCAGUAGUGGUCGUCCUCCGCGCUAGCUACCUAGCUAACCUAAGCUAGCCAGGAGCUCAUGUUUUGAUGUGACAGACUACCAUUUCCCACCGUUUAUACACAGUGAAACACACAAUGUGGCUACAGCAGAGACUCAAGGGGCUACCGGGCUUGUUAUCGAGCAGCUGGGCGAGAAGACUCCUUAUAGGACUGCUGCUCUUCCUCAUCUUCUACUGGUACCUGGGAGCCGAGCGCAGAGGGAGGUUCUUCAGCGGCUCGGUCAUGCCCGGUGGAGCGGCGGGACAAUGCCUACUGGCGGAGAUCCACAGGUGGAAGUCUCUUGUGGACCGGGGAGAGGGGAUAUACAGCACACCUCAGGACAAACUAGACACACCUUUCGUAUCGGGUAACGGCCAUAUUCUUAUUGACAUCGACUCGAACAAACUGUGGGUGGCGUCGUCUUCACAGCCCGGCUCGGCUCCGGUCCACCAGACGGAAUACUCCCCUAGAGUCGGUAUCCAUCUCGAGGGGAAGCGUGUCGAGGCUCAGGCUACCAUGCUGUGGUUCCGGAAAGGAGCCGUGCUGUCGGUCCGCUGCGCUUCGUCCGCCGCCCUGCAGUCCGCCCGGGACUGUGUCACCAUCAGAGAGGAGUUCAUCGCGCACAGAAGCAGACCCAACGUCUACCUGCAGCGAAUCCACAUCAGCAACCCGUCUGACAAGGCGGCCUCCUUGGACGUCUUCUAUGACAACCCCGCCUUUGGAAGCAAGUUCUCCACCAGUGUGGAGAAACUAGAGGACAGAGAGGUAGUUCUCUCCUCUGGCAGAGUGCCUGUGGAGAAUAACCGGAUGGUGCUGGUGGUGGUGGUCUCCAAGAAAGUGAACAGCAGGCUCCAGGUCCCCGCUAAAGUAGAGCACACAGACAACAUCCUGUCAGUGGUGUGGACCUCAGAGCCCAUCGAGCCCUCCAAGCUGGAGGAGACCUUCAGCACCCUCAGAGAUGGAGCCAAAAAGGAGCUGGGGGAGCUGCUGAGGGCGAAUGUGGAUGAGCUGGUUGUAGAUCACCAGCAGGCCUGGAUGGACCUCUCCAUUUCAGGUGUUGAAAUGAGGAAAAUCACAGACUCCCACACGCCAUCGAGCCGCACGGUGAACACCACCCUCUACUACAUCCUGUCCUCCUCCAUGGCUCCACUGCUGGAUCGGAGACUGAGCGGCGAGGAGCGCAUCCGCCUCGAGUCCAGCCUCAAGUACGCAGACCACUGCUUCAGCGGCCACGCCACCAUGCAUGCAGAGAACCUGUGGCCCGAGCGGGUGAGCAGUGCAGCUCAGAUCCUGCAGCUGGUCACGCUGUGGACUCUGACCCUGCAGAAGAGAGGCUGCAAGGUGCUGGUGGCGGCCGGAGCCCACGGCGCCAUGCAGGGCAUGGUGCUCAGCUUCGGCGGCCUUCAGUUCACCGAGAACCACCUUCAGUUCCAGGCUGACCCGGACGUGCUACACAACAGCUACGCCCUUCGAGGGAUCCACUACAACCAGGACCUCAUUAACCUGGCAGUACUGCUGGACGGGGAGGGAAAGCCUUUUCUCCACGUGUCCGUGAAGCCACAGGAGAAACCGGUGAAGCUGUACGCCUGCGAGGCCGGCUGCCUGAACGAGCCUGUGGAGCUGACGUCCGAGGUCAAAGGUCACACCUUCCCUGUGAUGGUGACGCAGCCCAUCACACCGCUCCUGUACAUCUCCACAGACCUGCGCCACCUGCAGGAUCUCCGCCACACCCUGCACCUGAAGUCCAUCCUGGCCCACGAGGAGCACAUGGCCAACAGCUCAUCUACAACGAAUACUGUGGCCCCGGUGCUAAGCCCCUCUUCAGGAGCAAGGUCGCCCGCAAAACUGAAGAUGCCUGCGACACCAGCAAUGCUGCCUGAGCUACAGGGCUCUCACACAUUCAACUUGUUGGCAGCAUGGGAGCCAUUAACAUGGAAAUCUGCUUCUUUUUCUGCUGCUGUUUAUUGAUAGUGACACAUCAGAUACUGAGCAGUGAUACCCCUACAGAACCCGACGGCUCAGUCACAGGAAUCUGUUUAACUGAGCUUGAUGAUUGAGCUUCAAUGUAUUCACCCUUCAAAAAUCAUAAAAGUGGUGUUCACUUGUGAAGAUUAUCUUUCUAUAAUCCAAUGGAAGAAUCCCAUUGGGUGGUUGUGGAGGGAACUUCCUGUUGGACUACACGUAUGCAUCAUCCCUUCGGCUCUCUAUUGCUUUCUGUCCCUUUUAUUGUCAGGGUUUAGUUUGUAUACAAAGAAGUUUGUGCGAUGUGUUUCUUGCUGUUUGGGCCACACUGAAAGUCCUCCAUCCUAGAAGAGCUGGUUGUGACCUGUGUGUAAAGUAAAGCCCACUGAUGCCUUUCGUGUUCCUGGGUGAUGGUGAGAAACAUUUGAAGGAAUGUAAUCCCUACACACAGGGCUUCAAUAUAAGUUGCAAAACAUGAAAGUUACCAUGGUAACAACAAUGGUGGUCCCCACGUUGCCCCACAGUAUAUUCCUAAAUUAUCGGUGACUGCCGGCCAGUUGGUUAUUUUGACGCAGGAAGAUGAAGCCUGUGGUACACGCCCACGUGAUCAUACGUGUCAGAGGCCUGAAAGUCAUGACUCAUCCUCUUUAAUUAAAGCCCGCUUCACUCAUUUAAUGCUGACGCUCAUUUAAACAUUUGCUCAAUCAGCUUUUUAUCUGCUUGGUUUCAUUGGUUGCAGUAAUAUUAAUAUAUUGAUAAUCAGUCAUUUCUUAGUUGUGUGAAUACUGCAGGAUCACUAAGACGAUCAACCAUCUUAUUUAAAGGAGAACAAACUAAGUGGAUUAAAACUAGUUUUUUCUUCAUUAAAUAUUUUUAAAUUCUGAACUAAACUGAUGACUGAUCCAUUUAUAUACCAUGUUAAAUAUGUGGGUUGUUAUUGGUUGUUCCUCCUGGCUCAGAGAUCAAGUAAUGUGAUUAUGCAGCACAAAGAGCUUAUUAAAUAUAGAUAAGGCACACAUAUUGUCUUAGAUUUCUUUUGUCAACAUGUAUGAUUUACAUGUGCCCUGAUUGUUUCACCGUCAGUGUGUGGGCUCUACUUCCUGUGAACUACUGAGUGCCUUAAUGGAGAAAGAAGUUAAUUUAUUGAGUUCAUGGCUACAGUCAUCUUGGAUUGUACUUGAAUGGUUUGUAAUCAUGUUGAAUUCAAAUAAAUAAUUAAAUUCAGUUUUACAUUUGAGAGAAUAAAUCAGUGAAAUACUGUGAGAACA